Messenger RNA from Alternaria atra, 993 nucleotides. RefSeq lists its product as uncharacterized. The record is from RefSeq and is a predicted model, not a curated record. Bases 1 to 993 code for a protein of 330 amino acids. The transcript has 5 exons. Lineage: Eukaryota; Fungi; Ascomycota; Dothideomycetes; Pleosporales; Pleosporaceae.
AUGAGGACUCCACUACUUGGCCUUCUUGUCCUUUCACUCGAAGCCUCACGAGCCGUGGGAACACUGAUUAGGAUGCAAAAUGUCCAUGUCGUAGAGAUUGACGAGAAUACCGAGAUCGACGAAGAAAAAGGCGUGAUGAGUUACAAAGAGGAACACAACUCGCCUUUCCAAAACACACGGAACUGCAAGCAGGCAGGUUAUCGUCUAGCCUUGACCCGUGAUCGGAAGUUCGCUACGUGUUGUCCACAGGGGCAAGCCCUCAGGGGUUCGAAAGAAACUGCAUUCGAUUGCUGCGCUGCCGAUCAUGAUAUCACAGGUUCUCAAGAAGUUGGCUAUGGAUGCUGUGCGACAGGUGAAGAAUGGGAUGGCAUAAAGUGCAAGCCUUGCGGGCCGCCUGCGGAAGAGCCGGUUGUGGAAGAGCCGCCCUGCACUUCUGGAAUUAAAGCUGGGACAUGUUACACUUUUACCUUUCUUAACGGACGCCGCUGGGGUUACAACGGAGCUUACUAUGCUGCCGCACCAGAAGAGAUGGGGCAACAGUGGGGCAAAUUCAAGCUUUGUAAAGACGAGGACUGCAAAUCUAGUGCACCAAUCAACCCUGGCGACAGUAUCAGAAUCAAGGAUGUGCAUGGCAGACCCAAGACUGGGGAAGACCCUAAUCAAUGGCUCAGUCGUGAGAUAAAUGGAGGACACAUUGGGAAAACACCAGAAUAUUCCAAAGCGGGAACAUUUUCGUUGACCAAAUGGCCAUGCGGCAAGUACUGCCUUGGUGGGAUCGAAGAAGGUGUUGCUUUCGCAUGCCCCAACGACAAGCCAGCGGCUACUUUUACUACCUAUGAUAAACAAUCAUGCAUACCCCUUGAACUUCUAGAGGUUCCCUGCGACAUUCAUGCAAAAGAGAACAAUUGUAUUUGGAGAAACGGGUCUGACCAGUGCUGCAACAAGAUGGACUGCAGCCACGUAAUCUCAAAUGGACAGUCAGACGUCCUAUAA